Messenger RNA from Raphanus sativus (radish), 2012 nucleotides. RefSeq names its product exocyst complex component EXO70B2. The record is from RefSeq and is a predicted model, not a curated record. Gene Ontology annotation, molecular function: phosphatidylinositol-4,5-bisphosphate binding. Gene Ontology annotation, cellular component: exocyst. Gene Ontology annotation, biological process: exocytosis. The transcript is spliced from 2 exons. NCBI's taxonomy places the organism in Eukaryota, Viridiplantae, Streptophyta, Magnoliopsida, Brassicales, Brassicaceae. Bases 104 to 1915 code for a protein of 603 amino acids.
AUAUCAUAGUUAUAGAGUUUCGUCUUUAUUCACAUAAUCCACCGAUCCCUCUAAUUUCCACAAACCAUUUAUUAUUAUUAUUAUUAUUAUUAUCCAUACCUCUAUGGCUGAAGCCGGCGACGAGAAUCUUUAUGCAGCCGCCAGAGACAUCGCCAGAGCUCUCGGCAAGGACCCUAGCGCCGCCGGUGACAUCUUACAGAUUCUCUCCGGCUACGGCGCCACAGGAAACACAAGCAGCAACUCUCGAGCCAACGCAUCCCGCGUCGGCGGCGCAUACCUCAACCUUGACCGAUCACUUAACUCCUUAGAGACACAGAUCUCCAGCUACAUCGUGGAGGAUCGACCGAUCUGGUCUGAUCCCGUUGACUCGCGGAAUUUUCUCGACGCCGUUGAUGAGCUGAUUUCGAUGGCUGGAGACAUGAGAUCCAUGGCCGGAGAUAAAUCAGUCGCUAUAUGUCUCUCCCGUGCCGAUGAGCUGAUUCAACAAGUGAUGUUUAGGCUUCAGGAGGAGUUUGGUUAUGUAAUGGACCGAGCCUCCGAGUCGUUUGACUCUGACGACGAGUUCUCCGGUGAAGAAGACAACGACAUAGGCUACGGUGUCCAAAGCCAACAGGUUAUCGUUGCCCGUCCGGUGACUGACUACAAAAUCGUGAUCGAGCCGUUACAAUCUAGCGUUAUUGGCGAUCUAAACGCGAUCGCCGUGCGGAUGGUCGCUGGUGGAUUCGGGAAAGAGUGUUCACGAGUCUACAGCAGUCGACGGAGAGAGUUCCUAGAGGAGAGUCUAUCGAGGUUACAUCUGAGAGGUCUAAGUAUGGAAGAAGUCCAAGAGUCUCCGUGGCAAGACCUUGAAGACGAAAUCGACCGUUGGAUCAAAGCCGUUACAAUGGUGUUCCGCGUUUUCUUCCCUAGCGAGCGUCUUCUCUGCGACCGCGUUUUCUCCGAUCUUCCCGUCUCAUCCGUAACCGAUCUAUCCUUCAUGGAAGUCUGUCGCGGGACGACCACACAGCUUUUGAAUUUCGCAGACGCGAUCGCUCUAGGGAGCCGUUUGCCUGAACGCUUGUUUAAGGUUAUGGAUUUAUACGAAGCGGUUCAAGACCUGAUUCCAAGAAUGGAAACGCUGUUCUCUAAUAAAUACUGUUCGCCGCUGAAGCACGAGGCGGUUGCGAUUCAUAAACGGUUGGGCGAAGCGGUUAGAGGGAUAUUUAUGGAGCUUGAGAAUUUGAUCCGUCGUGACCCUCCCAAAACCGCGUUUCCUGGCGGUGGGAUUCACCCUAUCACACGGUACGUGAUGAACUAUCUUCGUGCGGCGUGUAAAUCGCGACAAUCCUUGGAGCAGAUCCUCGACCAUACCGGGAACGAUGCCGGAUCAGAGACGAGACCUUUGUCCGUGCAACUCAUAUGGGUUUUGGAGUUGUUGGAGACUAACUUGGAAGGCAAGAAAAGAACGUACCGUGACCCGCCUUUGUGUUUCUUGUUCAUGAUGAACAAUGGUAAGUAUAUUCUUGACAAGGCCACGGAUAACGAGCUUGGUUCGAUCCUAGGAGAAGACUGGAUCGUCAAGCAUGCAGCGAAGCUGAGGCAAUACCACUCUAAUUUCCUAAGGAGCUCGUGGAACCAGGUCGUGGCGUUGCUUCGGACCGAGAGUCCUUAUCUUAUGUUGAUAGAGAAUCUUAAACUGUUCAAAGCCCGGUUCGACGAAGUGUGUCUUAUGCAAUCUCAAUGGGUUGUUACUGAUGAGCAACUGAGAGAGGAGUUGAGAAGCUCCAUCGCCGGCAUUGUGUCUCCGGCGUACUCAAGUUUCGUCGGAAGAUUGAAGGCGUCGCCGGAGAUUAAUGGGAGGCGUGGGGAGCCGUUUAUUGCGUAUACUGUUGAAGAUUUGGAGUUGAGGAUUAAGGGGUUGUUCAAAGAACGCUAAAGUUGAUUAAAUUUCAUAUGAAAAAAGAUUAUUAAUCUUAAAUUCUGUGACAUUGUGAAUCCUGUUAAUUAAAUAUUGUUUUAUUUUGUUUGGUGAA